This is a messenger RNA of Prorocentrum cordatum, 676 nucleotides long. NCBI's taxonomy places the organism in Eukaryota, Dinophyceae, Prorocentrales, Prorocentraceae. The record is from the annotation of a GenBank genome assembly.
AUCGCAAUUCUCAAGGCACAGCUCCUGGCGAACGGCCAAGCUCGGGGCGCCGCGGCCGACGUCGCCAUGGGGGACGGCGCUGAGCUUGGCGCGGAUGCAGCCGCCGUCGAGCGGCAGAGAACUCGCCGAGGAGGAAACGCAUCCGCGCUCCUCUCGAGGAGCUCCCACGGCGCCUGCGGGAACCAUCACAUCGAGAAGCAUAUCGAGCCAGACAAGCAGGAGAGGGGCCGCAUCCGCGCCGAGAUGCAGCUGGCCAGGCCGCUGGCCGCCAGGCCCCAGAGCAUCUCGGACUCCAUGGAAAGGGCCCCGACCAGCAUGGGCCAAGGCAAGAAGUCGGGCGCAGAGGCAGGGCGGCUUCAGCCCGCCGUGGACACUUCCAUCGUGCAGAUGGAUACCGUGCUCGGCGCCAUCGGCGCGGGCCAACCCAUCCGGCAGCAGGAGCAGGCGCUCGUCGUGGGGCUCCAGGCCGAGGAGGCAGCAGCAGCAGCCAAGCGAGCGCGGCAGGCCGUGAAGGCAGCUGGCGCCCCGGCCGCCGCAGCCGGCACCGUCGGUGCGCCCCGCCAAUCUGAUGGCCUUGUGGCGCCGGCGGCCGUCGCAGCAGCCCAGGCCGCGGCAGCCCCCGCCGUCCCCGCACUGGACAUUGCCGACGUCGGGGCCAUCCGUCAGUGGCUCAUGU